Messenger RNA from Nematolebias whitei (Rio pearlfish), 1845 nucleotides. Its product is annotated as transcription factor COE3-like. The record is from RefSeq and is a predicted model, not a curated record. Gene Ontology annotation, molecular function: DNA-binding transcription factor activity, RNA polymerase II-specific; RNA polymerase II cis-regulatory region sequence-specific DNA binding. The transcript is spliced from 18 exons. Gene Ontology annotation, biological process: regulation of transcription by RNA polymerase II. The coding region runs from base 1 to 1845 and encodes 614 amino acids. NCBI's taxonomy places the organism in Eukaryota, Metazoa, Chordata, Actinopteri, Cyprinodontiformes, Rivulidae.
AUGUUCGGGAUCCAGGACAACCUGCCCCGGGGGGCCAGCAUGAAGGAGGAGCCGCUGGCCGUUCGCUCCUGGAUGCACUCGGCCGGCGUGGUGGACGCCAACACGGCUGCUCAGAGCGGGGUGGGGUUAGCCCGAGCUCACUUUGAGAAGCAGCCACCGUCCAACCUAAGGAAAUCCAACUUCUUCCACUUUGUCCUGGCGCUGUACGAUCGGCAGGGCCAGCCCGUCGAGAUCGAACGCACUGCCUACGUUGACUUUGUGGAGAAAGAAAAGGAGCCGAGUGGAGAGAAGACCAACAAUGGAAUUCAUUACAAACUGCAGCUUCUCUACAGCAAUGGCGUCAGAACCGAGCAGGACCUGUACGUCCGACUCAUUGACUCAAUGACCAAACAGGCCAUCAUCUAUGAAGGUCAGGACAAGAACCCAGAGAUGUGCCGAGUUCUGCUGACACACGAGAUCAUGUGCAGCCGCUGCUGUGAUAAGAAGAGCUGUGGGAACAGAAACGAGACGCCGUCAGACCCCGUCAUCAUUGACAGGUUCUUUCUGAAGUUCUUCCUGAAGUGUAACCAGAACUGUCUGAAGAAUGCAGGAAACCCUCGAGACAUGAGGAGGUUUCAGGUGGUGGUUUCAACAACAGUCAACGUAGAUGGUCAUGUUCUCGCCGUCUCUGACAACAUGUUCGUACACAACAAUUCCAAACAUGGCCGCCGAGCCAGGAGAUUGGACCCAUCUGAGGGUACUCCCAGUUUUCUGAAAGACUCAGUCUUCCAUCUUGACACUGACCAGAGGAACGCUGGCCCACAUCCACCCAUCUACAUCAAGGGGACGGUGGUGGAGCGUGUGAACAGCUUCAAGUUCCUGUGUGUCCACAUCUCCGAGGAGCUCACCUGGACGACCGGCUACAUCCUGGUGAACUUUUAUCGCUGCACCAUUGAAAGCAUCCUGACCAACUGCAUCACAGUCUGGUACAGGAGCUGCUCUGCCUCAGACCGGAAGGCGCUGCAGAAGGUGUUAAUCACACCUCAUGCCAUCAGGGUUCAGACUCCGCCCCGUCACAUCCCAGGUGUUGUUGAGGUCACAUUGUCCUACAAGUCCAAGCAGUUCUGUAAAGGGGCUCCAGGAAGAUUUGUCUACACAGCACUAAAUGAGCCCACCAUUGAUUAUGGUUUCCAAAGGUUACAGAAGGUUGUGCCCCGCCACCCUGGAGACCCUGAGAGACUACCCAAGGAGGUGCUACUGAAGAGAGCAGCUGACCUGGUGGAGGCCCUCUAUGGGAUGCCUCACAACAACCAGGAAAUCAUCCUGAAGCGAGCAGCGGACAUCGCUGAAGCGCUUUACAGCGUUCCCAGGAACCACAACCAGAUCCCAUCGCUUGGCAACACCACCUCGCAUGGCAUGAUGGCAGUAAACUCCUUCAGCGGACAGCUGGCCGUCAACGUCUCUGAGACAACACAAGGUAAGGUUGGUUACAGUCGGAAUACCAGCAGCGUGUCACCACGGGGAUAUGUCCCAAGCUCCACCCCCCAACAGAGUAACUACGGUAACACGGUCAGCAACAGCCUGAAUGGUUACGGUAACACUGGCAUGCCAAACCUUGGAGUGACGUCGUCACCCGGUUUCCUGAAUGGCUCGUCCACCAACUCGCCGUAUGGCAUCGUCCCCUCCAGUCCCACCAUGGCUGUGUCCAACUGCAACUCGUCUCAUGGGGUUUUUUCCUUCUCGGCUGCAGUCAAACAGAAGAGCGCCUUUGCUCCUGUUGUCCGCCCACAGGCUUCUCCCCCUCCUCCCAAUUGCUCUGCCAACAGUUCCAGUGGGCUGCAAGUAUGGGAGACUGUGACGAUGUGA